This is a messenger RNA of Musa acuminata subsp. malaccensis (wild Malaysian banana), 1563 nucleotides long. RefSeq lists its product as uncharacterized. Gene Ontology annotation, biological process: aspartate family amino acid biosynthetic process. Lineage: Eukaryota; Viridiplantae; Streptophyta; Magnoliopsida; Zingiberales; Musaceae. The record is from RefSeq and is a predicted model, not a curated record. Gene Ontology annotation, molecular function: aspartate kinase activity; homoserine dehydrogenase activity.
AGAUAACUAAACUCCGGUACUGCGCUAGUUAGGGAAGACCGGAAGGAGGCCGAGAGGCGGUGGCAAGCGAGAUGACGGAGGGCAUAACCACCGUGACCAUACCCGUUUUGCUGUUGGGCUGUGGCGGCGUCGGCCGCGAUCUCCUGCACCACAUCGUCGCCUCGCGCCACCUUCACUCCAAACGGGGGUUGGUUCUGCGAGUGGUGGGGGUUUGUGACAGCCGUUCGUUGCUCCUGGUGGAAGAUGUCGCCACGAUGGGGUUCGAUGAUGCCUUCUUGACCGAGAUUUACCGGAUAAAAUCCUCAUCCUCAUCUCUUUCAGCCCUUGUUGAUUUUGGACAUUGUCACCUGUUCAAGGAUUCAGAAGCCACUACAAAGAUUCUUGAUAUUGCGGGUUUACUUGGCAGAACCACUGGUCUAUCUGUAGUUGAUUGCACUGCCAGCACUGAGACAGUAGGUAUAUUAAAGGAGACUGUUGACCUCUGUUGCUGCAUUGUGUUGGCAAACAAGAAGCCACUUACUUGUGGAAUUGACGAUUAUGACAAGCUCAUCUCCAACUUCCGUCGCAUUCGAUUUGAAUCAACCGUUGGAGCAGGCCUUCCAGUAAUAGUUUCUGUUACUCGUGUGCUUGCGUCGGGAGAUCCCAUUUAUCGUAUCAUUGGAAGUUUGAGUGGUACACUAGGUUAUGUGAUGAGUGAAGUAGAGGAUGGAAAGUCAUUCAGCAAAGUUGUUCUCGCAGCUAAAUCUCUUGGAUACACAGAACCAGAUCCACGUGAUGACCUUAGUGGGAUGGAUGUUGCCAGAAAGGCAUUGAUCCUUGCCCGUCUUCUUGGAUGGAGAAUUAACAUGGAUGACAUACAGGUAGAAAGUUUGUACUCAAAUGAACAUGGGCCUAAUUCAAUGUCCACAGAAGACUUUCUCAGAAUUGGUCUUCCUUCACUUGAUAGAGAUGUUCAAGAAAGAGUUAGUGCAGCUUCUUCCAGAGGAAAAGUCCUUCGAUACGUUUGCGUCAUUGAGGGCUCAAGGUGUCAGGUGGGUCUUCAAGAGCUCCCAAAAGAUUCUCCAUUGGGGAGAUUGAGAGGAAGCGACAAUGUGGUUGAAAUAUAUAGUAGGUGUUACAAAGAUUCUCCCUUGGUGAUUCAAGGAGCAGGAGCAGGCAAUGACACCACGGCUGCGGGAGUCCUUGCUGACAUUAUCGACCUUCAAGAUCUUUUCCACUAAGUUCUGAAUAUCUAACGUUGGCACUUUCUGUGUCUUUGGUGGUGUCCCAGAAAAACUUAAACAUCAAUGCUGGCCUAUGGAUCGUCAGCACUGCAGCAAAACAUGAACAUCAUGCUGGUUCUCGGAUCGAGGUAACAGAUGCUGGAGGUAACAGAUACUUGCCAUUGUCCAGAAAGUUGGAUAUUUCAUGAUUUCUUCUGCUGGUUUUGAAACUUAUGGCUGGAUAUGUUCUAUUUUAUAUACAGCAUACUUUUGUAGAAUCAAGGAAAUGCCUUAGAUAUCUUAAUAUUGUCCAAGAUUUUUUUCAUUGGUAAGUAUUACAAUAGGUUAUGGUUGUUUGACA